AUGUUCCCCGUACUGCUGCCGGCAUCUGUCAAAUGUUCCCCUUACUGCUGCCGGCAUCUGUCAAAUGUUCCCCGUACUGCUGCCGGCAUCUGUCAAAUGUUCCCCGUACUGCCACCAGCAUCUGUCAAAUGUUCCCCGUACUGCUGCCGGCAUCUGUCAAAUGUUCCCCGUACUGCUACCGGCAUCUGUCAAAUGUUCCCCGUACUGCUGCCAGCAUCUGUCAAGUGUUCCCUGUACUGCUGCCGGCAUCUGUCAAAUGUUCCCCGUACUGCUGCCGGCAUCAGUCAAACUGUUCCCCGUACUGCUGCAUCUGUCAAAUGUUCCCCGUACUGCUGCCGGCAUCUGUCAAAUGUUCCCCGUACUGCUGCCGGCAUCUGUCAAAUGUUCCCCGUACUGCUGCCGGCAUCAGUCAAAUGUCCCCGUACUGCUGCCGGCAUCUGUCAAAUGUUCCCCGUACUGCUGCCGGCAUCUGUCAAAUGUUCCCCGUACUGCUGCCGGCAUCUGUCAAAUGUUCCCCGUACUGCUGCCGGCAUCUGUCAAAUGGUCCCCGUACUGCUGCCGGCAUCUGUCAAAUGUUCCCCGUACUGCUGCCGGCAUCUGUCAAAUGUUCCCCGUACUGCUGCCGGCAACUGUAUCAUAUGA
Molecule: messenger RNA, 642 nt
Organism: Homarus americanus (American lobster)
Lineage: Eukaryota; Metazoa; Arthropoda; Malacostraca; Decapoda; Nephropidae
Product: keratin-associated protein 10-1-like
Exons: 1
Coding region: 1-642 (213 amino acids)
Source: RefSeq, a predicted model, not a curated record